Hevea brasiliensis (rubber tree) is the source of this 1301-nucleotide messenger RNA. RefSeq names its product protein PHOSPHATE-INDUCED 1. The transcript has a single exon. The record is from RefSeq and is a predicted model, not a curated record. The coding region runs from base 170 to 1147 and encodes 325 amino acids. Lineage: Eukaryota; Viridiplantae; Streptophyta; Magnoliopsida; Malpighiales; Euphorbiaceae.
CUUCCAGGCUUCCAGUUGUUUCCCCUCUUUGCCAACCUCUUCCGCGUUGCUUCUGCUUGACUUCACUCUCACCCAUCACUAUAUAUAAUCUCUUCUCAUUCUUUGCUUCUUCAUUCCAAUCCUCGUUUCUUCUUUAGAUCUCUUUUGUGUCCCUCAAUUCGAUUUUUUCAUGCCAUCAAAUCUAUCAAUGGCUUCUAUUGUUUCUGCUAAUUUCUUACUCCAGCUACUGCUGUUUGUCUCUCUAUUCCAUCUCAACUUGGCAGCGAGACUGCUUACUCAAUCCACUGAAACCCAGCAAACCCUUCAGUUCCAGUACCAUAAUGGGCCUCUUCUUACUGGCAAAAUUUCUAUGAAUUUGAUAUGGUAUGGCAAGUUUAAACCUUCUCAACGCGCAAUUGUCUCUGAUUUCAUUGCCUCCCUUUCAUCUCCUAAGCCGGCAAUAGCCCAACCCUCUGUCGCCACUUGGUGGAAAGCCACCGAGAAAUACUACCAUCUCAUCAAAUCUCAGAAAGCUUCUUCUCUUGCCCUCUCUUUGGGUACCCAGAUCUUAGAUGAGAGCUAUUCAUUGGGCAAAUCGCUCUCCAAUAAACAAAUUUUUCAAUUAGCAUCGAAGGGUGGCCAAAAAGAUGCUAUUAAUGUGGUUUUAACUUCAGGUGAUGUAUCAGUUGAGGGGUUCUGCUCUUCUAGGUGUGGCACUCAUGGCUCUUCAAUGGCUGCUGAAAAGAUCAAUGGCAAGAACUCCAAGUUUGCUUAUAUCUGGGUUGGUAACUCAGAGACUCAAUGCCCAGGUCAAUGUGCUUGGCCAUUCCAUCAGCCUAUUUAUGGACCACAGACCACACCCUUGAUUUCACCCAACAAUGAUGUAGGUCUUGAUGGUAUGGUCAUCAAUUUGGCUAGCCUUUUAGCUGGGACAGCCACCAACCCGUUUGGAAAUGGUUACUUCCAGGGUCCGAAGGAGGCUCCUCUAGAAGCAGCAUCGGCUUGUACUGGGAUAUAUGGUAAGGGAGCCUAUCCUGGUUAUGCUGGGGAUCUCUUGGUGGACUCAACAACUGGUGCUAGCUACAAUGCACAUGGUGUCAAUGGCAGGAAAUACCUACUCCCAGCUUUGUUUGACCCUUCAACCUCAACCUGCUCUGCUUUGGUUUAAAAAACGCUUGAUAUAUGCAUACUUGUUUGUAUCAUAUAGAUAAUUUAAUUCUUUGAUUCUUUGUACUUUAUCAAGGAGUAGCAUCCAAUAUGCAAGUUCGUUUCCAUAUGUAUACAUAAAAUUCAGUUAUUGAUAUUGCAAAACCUUUUUCUUC